Hibiscus syriacus is the source of this 863-nucleotide messenger RNA. RefSeq lists its product as uncharacterized. NCBI's taxonomy places the organism in Eukaryota, Viridiplantae, Streptophyta, Magnoliopsida, Malvales, Malvaceae. Bases 44 to 823 code for a protein of 259 amino acids. Gene Ontology annotation, cellular component: plasma membrane. The transcript has a single exon. The record is from RefSeq and is a predicted model, not a curated record.
UUUAUUUUCAUUAACGAAGUAUCCAUUAGCAUUUGUUGAAACCAUGCUUUCCCCUCUACCUCCACCGCCACCGCCACUCUCUCCGCCUCCACCGUCAACAAAGCCGGCCACGCCGGUCUCUCUAUCCCAAAUCGUAAUAUCAAAGCCAGUCAUAAACCAACUAUCACAAAACCCAUCAUCAGGCAAAACAAAUCCCGACACCGACAUCAACUCAAGGGAAGUAAGAAAGUCAAUCCUCCUACCACCUCACCCUCGACGAACCAAUCCAUUGAUAUGGUGUUGCGCCGUCAUAUGCUUGAUAUUCAGCGUCGUCCUCAUCUUAUUCGGCGUGGCAACGUUAAUCAUCUUCCUCUCGAUGAAACCGAAAACCCCAUUGUUCGACACUCCCAACGCAAGGCUCAACGGCAUAUACUUCGACUCGCCGGAGUAUUUCAAUGGAGAUUUCGUUUUCCUGGCAAACUUCUCCAACCCCAACGACAGAAUCGACGUGCGGUUCGAGUAUCUGGUGGUGGAGCUUUACUUCCAUGACAGGCUCAUUUCGGCUCAGGCUGUUCAACCGUUCUCGCAGAGGAGAAGGGAAGCUAGAGUGGAAGCGAUUCAUUUUAUAUCGAGUUUGGUUUAUUUGCCGCAGAAUCUCGGUGUGGAGUUGCAGAAACAGGUUUUGAGCAAUAGGGUUAAGUACUUCAUAAGAGGGGCAUUCAAAGUGAGGGCGCAUCUGGGUUUGAUCCAUUUUUCAUAUUGGUUGCAUGCUAGAUGUGAGUUGCUCAUGUCUAGUCCACCUACUGGUGUUUUGGUUUCACAUAGUUGCAAAACUAAAAAAUGAAAAUUUAACCCUUCUUUAUCACCUUAAUCCCAUUUCCUGG